AUGUUCGACUUACUAUCUGACAACAGUAUCCAGUUAGUGCCGUAUCACACGAAUGCUUUUGAAGGCUUGACUUGUAAGUUUAGAAAGAUUCCUGUGAAACAUCGAGCACUUACAAUCGAGGUCUUGCUAUAUAGGGAGCUAUGGGCUGACGUGACCUUUAGCAUACUAAAUUUACGAACAUCGUCUGGCAACACAGAAGAGCGAACGACGCCUGAGGUGGAAAUUAAAUUGCUUGAAACCUAUCAAGUUGCCAAAAGGAGAAAAAGGGAUGUAUCCUCGUCUUACUUCUUUCCGAGGUCCGUUUCAGGAUAUAUUUGGACUGUUUUCGAAGCUUGUCGGACUAUCACGACUGAUCUUUGUAACAGUGAUUCCGAAGCUUGUCAAGAAGAGACAAUAACAGUCUCCUUACUGCGCAGCUCUGAGGUAGGAUUAGAUGUGAAGGGUGGUGGUACCACACUUCUCAUGGCGGAGAGAGGAUGGAAAUUCAAGGCUCAACUUCUGCCGAGGAACUGGUUGAGCCUCGCAUUGGUUAACAGGAACAAACAGCUGCGAGGGCCGGCUUACUUCCUUCGCCGGUACACGGCCGACAUGAGGAUGGACUCUGAGGUUGCUGACGUGUUCGUUAGUGGCACGCUUUCCCCGUCAGAACGCGCCACCCCAGUUGGCCGACGGCAUUCUCGAAAACACGCAGCCAACCACAGCGAGAUGUGUCGAUUACGUCAUGCUCUGGUGGCUGAAGCCGGGGUGACUUUGCCUAGCGGAUGUCAUUCUGCACGCCCUUCUGAAGUGCUGGGAAGUCUCCGAGAGGCGUGGACUUUGAUCUCCCAAUCUCCACUCCUCCCCAGCUGCCUUGUUUCCUCUGUUUUUGAGUGGCUGGCGGGAACGCACGGUAUCAUGGAUACGCCCAACAAUCAGUCCGAUAUGGGGCAAUUCUUCGAUUUCGGCGAAGCAGCUAUGCCUGAUAUAACCCAAAACGCAGCUGGAACUACUACAGCUGCAUCAAAGACGCGAGGCUUGUGCCCGGCUCAUGGCAACGACUCGAGCAAUGGGUGCGUAUCCUACUUCCACUACCUCGAGGACCCCUUACACUCCUUCAAGUCUAUCCCCUUCACAUGCCAUUCUUCUUAUCAUGACAAUACGGCAUACGCCAUGCAGUUCACUGCCUUGGAAGAAUGCGCAGUGUAUCAGCUUCGCCGAAAGAUCCUCCACGGCAAGACAAAUAUGUAUACCCUUUUGAACAUCCAUAAUCUAUCUAGCGGUAUAUACUACUUGGACUCUACUUGUAACCGUACCACACCUCGUCAUUUGAUUCAACUGCCAUUCCUAGUAAUCAUGUUAAUAUGCCUUAGAUGCCUAUGUCGUGGCUUCCACGAAGACUUCCCUCUUUCGGAAGGUUUACAACAACGACCUGAGCAACCCGUAUCUGAUUGGAACCCAGACUUUUCCAGCUGGAUUCCUCGUUACCAUAAACCAGCACAUCCAUGCGACUAUUGCCGCUCUAAGAGUCUUGAAUGCUUCAUUUACGACUCUGGGAACACAUCAACCGGGUGUUCUCCAUGCAAUGCCCUUUUCCGGCCAUGCAGCUUCACCCAACCGAGUAACGAUAAGAUGAAGUCAAAGACCACUCUUGAUACUCUGGAUGUUGUGACUGAAGACACUGCUCACCUAUUCGGUGGUCUCACCGGAAAGAAACCGAUGCGGUGUCUCGGUCACGUGGGUCCCAUUGAGACGGACGAGGCUGAUAAGGGUCCAAAGAAAGGAGCUGCGGCAGCGCGGUUUCCCCGCGCUGCUGUGAAGGUACUCAAAGACUGGAUGAUGGAACAUAUUGAUCACCCUUAUCCAACAGACGAGGAGAAAGAGGAGCUCAAGGUCCAGACUAGACUCACAACGGGUCAGAUCAGCAACUGGAUGGCGAACACCCGGCGACGGCAGAAGGGACGGCCGAAGCGAAGCGCGUCUCCCAGUAUCCGCCCCUCAACAGAAGCAAUAAACAUCCCACCAGGGCGAACUUGGGAUUCAUUGAAUCCUUUCGAGCGAUGGAAGCACUCUCCUCCAGAAAAUGAACCUGCGCCGAUGACAGCUAUCGCUAGAGCAAUGGAGACAUUUGACCCCCCUGAGCCAGACAGCCUUUCGAGCAGCUUCAAUGAUCGUAAGGGCAAUUCAAACGACAGCACUGGCAGCUUCUCAGUCUUCCGUGCUCCCUCAACGACCUCUCUUGAAACUGGAUUCACAAACAUGUCGUCGGGCUCUGCAGGUUCUGCCUGGUCCUACGGCUCAAGGAACUCCUUCGGCUCUCUUAACAGCCUCAACUCAAAGAAAGAUAGGCGCCGACGCCGUCGUGUCCCAAAUCGAACGGCGAAGCCUGAGCUUGAUUCCACUCUGCGUCUGUUCCAGUGCACUUUCUGCACCGACAAAUUCAAGUCCAAGUAUGACUGGUCCCGGCACGAGAAGUCCCUACACUUAUCUCUAGAGAAGUGGAUUUGUGCCCCGAUCGGAGAGGUUAUAACCUGCUCGUCGUCUGGCCAGCGCAAGUGUGUCUACUGUGACGCUAUCGAUCCGACAAAAGAGCACCUUGCUACCCACAACCACAGCACAUGCGAGGAGAAAGGUUUGGAGGCUCGAACGUUCUACCGGAAAGAUCAUUUACGGCAACAUCUACGGCUCAUGCACGGCUGUAAGAUGACAGCCAGUAUGGAGUCGUGGAAAUCAGAAGCACAGUUCAUAAAAUCCCGCUGUGGAUUCUGCGGUACGAACUUUGACAAAUGGCAAGAUCGCGUUGACCACCUGGCGAAGGAAUUCCGUAACGGUGCUACCAUGAAAGACUGGAAGGGAUGCAGAGGGUUAGAUGCUCACGUUGCUGCUCAUGUGACGAACGCCAUGCCACCGUAUCUGAUUGCAAAUGAGAGCAAAUCGCCGUUCCCUUUCUCGGCAUCGAACGCCUCUAGCAUGAAACAUCACAACCUAUACCUGCUACAGACUGACCUUGAAUUCCUCAUCCCGAAUGAUAUCAUUAGCCCAAAUGGUGUCAGAAUCCCUCAACACAUGGGCGACCUUGGCGGUGCCUUUAUCCCUCAUUUCAUGGGCGAUGUUACAAUCGAUGCGAACUCCUCGCCCAUCAAUUCCGCCACCGUCCCAUUCAACACCCCACAGCAGCAAACGUCUGCUAAUUCAUCACCUCAACCCAAUCCUAAUGCUACUUGCUGGGAAAUAUUGACCCUCCGACUCGGUCGCUUCGCUCGGCAACAUCUUGAACACCAUGGCCCCAACACCGUCACUGACGAAAUGUUGCAGCAAGAAGCCCGGCACAUCCUCUACGACAGUGACGACACCUGGAACCAAACCGCAGCUGACAACCCGGAGUGGCUAAACUUGUUCAAGAAAGCUCACGGCCUUGAAACUUCGAUUCCCCGCGACGUGACAACCUUGAAUAAGCACAACGUCCUCGAAGAUUUGGGUCUAAAUGCAAACGCAAAACUAGACCCCAGCUUCAAUCUAAACAACUUCCAGUGCAUUGUCAACAACCCUGAAUUUCCGAGAAUGGAGGCAUUCGAAUGCUCGCUCGCUGGAAACACAAGGGUAAGUCGCAGUGCUCUCGCGUCGCUCCCUAUUCUAAGCUCGACGGCUACAACGUCCGGGACGACUAGCAUACCCAUGUCUUCCUUCGCCGAUCUCCCGAGACUCGAUGCACCGAUCAACGAGUUCGGAAGUACAGAGACUGAUGAUGUAUGCUUUGGCGAGAACGGGGAGCUAGGAUUUGCUGUCGACGGUGGCACAUGCACUCGCUUCGGGGUUUCUAAUUCCUCGUUCCUUAGCACGAGUGCCCCAAGUCAAGAGAUCUCAUGGACUUCCGUAGGAGAUCCGCUACAGACGGACCACUUUGACUUCCCGUCUUGGGAUCAACUGCCUGAGGGCUUUGAUAUAUCUGGUUCGACGGCUGCACUUAGUACUAGUAUUCCAGCCAGCAUUGGUUUACCCGUAGUGACCAGCUCAGACGUUAUGGGCAACUCAUCAGCUAUGUGCUGGGAUGACAGCGAACUCGGGUUCGGGCUCGAUAUGGACACGGAUAUGGACAUGAGUAUGGAUCUCAUGAUGGGAUCUACUUCUAACCGGAUUUUGCUGACUACCGGCGCUCUGAUCACGCUUGUGGCCUGUCAAGUCUUUACGUCUACCUUCAUGGUGUUUAGUGGGUACAGGUGUCGGUUUGAGGUUUACUUGCUUUGGCGCUCGGGUAAAGGGGUGGUGGGUGUUUCUUGGAACUUGGAAAAUGUGUUGUGGAUGGCAGAAUGCGAAACGGCUGAAAAUUGGAGGGUUAGUUGUAAUGGUAAUGCAAUAUAUACAUCUCUCCUCCGUAUCGCAUCAUUACGUGACAUCCGGUGCUGGAAUUGCCCGGGUAGUUUGACAGGUAGAGACAUUUCGUCUCAAAUUACAUCAAGCUUGAGUAGUUGUACACAGGCUAUUCCAUUUAUUCUUAUUUUCUUUUGUCCUUCUUCGUCCAUAAUAGGUGUUGAUUUAGAGGGUAGAUUGAGUAAAGGGCUAGUAAUGAAGAGUUUUGUAAAGAAUGUCUUGCAAGUCCACAAACUGGCUUUCGGCAGCGCAACUUGCUAUUCACAAUUAAUUAGAAUUCUUCUAAAUUGUAAACCACAAUUGACUGCGUGUUUACGAUAUUCUUGUACCGUAAUUCUCAUUGGAUACCAUUUUUGCUCCAGCAGCCCUCGAACCGCAAGUCGUUACUUUCUCCAAGCGCAGUGUAGCUUGAAAAAGGGUCUCCACCAACCAGGAUUCCCUCACAACAAGGAGCCCCCUCAUUCACCACAUCUCGAGGGUGGAAACUUCUUUCCUAACCCUGCUGUCCAUGUUGCAAGCAGUUGUGCGUAUCCAUGGUACCGCAACUCUGUUAGAGUAGUCAGCAAGAUCGUCUUCUUGAUGACGAUGCACCACAGCUCGAAAGACUUAUAUGGCGAGAGCGUCAACGAAUUUAGCUACAAAUACUUCAUACGUGUGGACGGUAGACACCUAGAUCCCACUCGGUUUCGUGACUUCAAGAUCAUGGCAUUCACUACCUUGAUUAUUCUAAUUGAUGUAUUGUGGGGCACCAAGUCCUGGGUUGAUUGCACAACCCAUUUUAAUGCCCUUGGGCUUAUCUAUACUCUGCGACAUCAAGCUUGUGAGCGGCAAAUGGGUCCAUGUACAACGGGUAAUGCUGACAUGCGGGUCACUGUACCACCAGAUGCUGAUGUCGAAAUUGAAGCCACACUUAGGGAGGGUGAGUUGGCAGGAAAACAGUGGAAUAGAAUUCUCCCUAGCCCAGACAAGGUUCAGGAGAAAAAGGCAGGAUUUGUGAAAGGAAGCAACAACGAACAAGCAAGCAAGGGGGAUUUGAGAUGGGCCCAUAAAUUCUUAGUAGCCUUCGAGAAUGCCAAAAUCCUGGCUUUAUUCACCAAAUCUCCCCUAUUCCCGUUCCAGCUUAUGAGUAUUCCAAAUCCUAUAGCCUUGUAUGCUGCCGAAGCUAUUUCGCUAAAAGAUAAAGAAAUAGAUGAGGCGUCAAAAUAUGAAAUUACCCAGCAUUGCCUGAGUCUGGGCUAA
This is a messenger RNA of Lindgomyces ingoldianus, 5583 nucleotides long. RefSeq lists its product as uncharacterized. Gene Ontology annotation, molecular function: DNA binding. The coding region runs from base 1 to 5583 and encodes 1860 amino acids. The record is from RefSeq and is a predicted model, not a curated record. The transcript is spliced from 26 exons. Gene Ontology annotation, biological process: regulation of DNA-templated transcription. Lineage: Eukaryota; Fungi; Ascomycota; Dothideomycetes; Pleosporales; Lindgomycetaceae.